AUGUCAGAAGUUUACACUGUGAAGGUUGAGGAAGGAAAGCCUGCUACAUCUGAUGGAAAGCCAUCUGCAGGGCCUGUAUAUAGAUGCAUUUAUGCCAAAGAUGGUCUUUUGGAGUUGCCUUCUGGUUUAGACUCCCCUUGGGAUUUCUUCAGGGAUUCAGUUAAGAGGAACCCCGACAACCAAAUGCUUGGAACACGUCAAAAACUCGAUUCUAAAGUGGGACCGUAUUCAUGGCUCACAUAUAAAGAGGUCUACGACGCUUCCAUCCAAAUGGGAUCAGCCAUGAGAAGCCGCGGUGUCAAUCCUGGAGAUCAUUGUGGCAUAUAUGGUGCCAACUGUCCUGAAUGGAUCAUUGCAAUGGAGGCUUGCAAUAGCUCUGCAGUAACAUAUGUUCCAUUGUAUGACACCCUUGGUCCUAAUGCUGUGGAGUUUAUCAUAAACCAUGCUGAAGUUUCAAUCGCAUUUGUUCAAGAAAAUAAGAUUGCAUCAAUUUUGUCAUGUCUUAGUCGGUGUUCUUCAAAUCUUAAAACUAUUGUGAGCUUUGGAAAUGUUUCAGCCGCACAAAAGAAGGAAGCUGAGGAAUUUGGCGCGUCCUGCUUCUCCUGGGAAGAGUUUCUCCAGUUGGGAAGUUUAGAUUGGGAUCUACCACUAAAAAAGAAGACUGACAUUUGCACAAUAAUGUACACAAGUGGAACAACCGGAGAACCGAAAGGUGUCAUUAUUAAGAAUGAGGCAUUCAUGUCUGAAGUGUUGUCUAUUGAUCAAAUUAUCAUGUUAACAGACAGAGUGGCCGCAGACGACGACAUAUACUUCUCCUUUCUUCCUCUUGCUCAUGUAUACGACCAGAUAAUGGCGACCUAUUGUGUCUUCAAGGGCUCAUCAAUAGGAUUUUGGCAAGGCGAUGUUAGAUUCUUGAUGGAAGAUGUUCAGGUAUUGAAACCAACUAUAUUUUGUGGCGUUCCUAGAGUUUUUGAUCGUAUUUGCACCGGUAUCAAAAGCAAAGUUUCAUCUGCUGGAUCACUGAAAAGUGCAUUGUUUCGUUAUGCAUACAACUAUAAGUUAAGUUACUUGGAGAAGGGUCUUCCACAGCAUAAAGCAGCACCACUGUUUGAUAGGCUUGUUUUUGAUAAGACAAAACAAGCACUCGGUGGUCGCGUUCGUAUCCUAUUAUCAGGAGCUGCUCCUUUGCCUAAUCAUGUGGAAGAGUGUUUGAGAGUCACUAGUGGAUCCACAUUAUCACAAGGAUAUGGUCUUACGGAAAGCUGUGCUGGGUGUUUCACAUCGAUCGGCGAUGUGUUUUCUAUGAUGGGAACAGUUGGAAUUCCCAUGACAACCAUUGAGGCCAGACUUGAAUCUGUACCAGAGAUGGGAUACGACGCGCUUUCCAGUGAACCCCGCGGAGAAAUUUGCCUGAGAGGAAAUUCCUUGUUCUCUGGUUACCACAAGCGACAAGAUCUUACUGAAGAGGUUAUCGUUGAUGGUUGGUUUCAUACAGGCGACAUCGGAGAAUGGCAACCAAAUGGAGCCAUGAAAAUUAUCGAUAGGAAAAAGAAUAUCUUUAAACUGUCUCAAGGAGAAUACAUUGCUGUAGAGAAUAUCGAAAGCAAGUAUCAGCAAUGUCCUCUUAUAACAUCGAUUUGGGUUUAUGGAAACAGUUUCGAGUCAUUCUUGGUGGCUGUGGUAGUCCCUGAAAGAAAGGCUCUCGAGGAUUGGGCUGUAGAGCACAAUUUAACCGGCGACUUUAAAUCUGUGUGUGGAAAUUUAAAGGCAAGAAAAUACAUUUUGGACGAGCUCAGAAGCACUGGCCAGAAACUCCAACUUAAGGGAUUUGAGCUGCUCAAAUCUAUUUAUCUGGAACCAUCUCCCUUUGACAUAGAGAGAGAUCUAGUAACUCCAACAUUCAAAUUGAAGAGACCUCAAUUACUGAAAUACUACAAGGAUCAAAUCGAUGAACUAUACAAGGAAGCAAAGGGAACAAUGGCAUGA
Vicia faba (fava bean) is the source of this 1986-nucleotide messenger RNA. NCBI's taxonomy places the organism in Eukaryota, Viridiplantae, Streptophyta, Magnoliopsida, Fabales, Fabaceae. The record is from the annotation of a GenBank genome assembly.